Messenger RNA from Leptinotarsa decemlineata (Colorado potato beetle), 398 nucleotides. Its product is annotated as 40S ribosomal protein S28. The record is from RefSeq and is a predicted model, not a curated record. NCBI's taxonomy places the organism in Eukaryota, Metazoa, Arthropoda, Insecta, Coleoptera, Chrysomelidae.
AACCUCUUUUGAAUCUGUUGCAAAGUUGGAGACAUUCACUUGUGUUCUUGAGCACGUGUUGUGAAGACGUACGAAAACAGUUUCUUACAAGCAAAAUGGAUAAACCAGUAGUCCUAGCUCGUGUCAUGAAAGUUUUGGGAAGAACCGGAUCUCAGGGACAAUGUACCCAGGUGAAAGUUGAAUUCAUUGGUGAACAAAACCGACAGAUCAUCAGGAACGUAAAAGGACCCGUCAGAGAAGGUGAUAUUCUCACGUUGCUGGAAUCCGAAAGAGAAGCUAGAAGACUGAGAUAACUAUUUUGCAGUUUUUUCCAUCUGUAAGCAUUGUACUGUUUAAAACUAUCAUAUUGUAAAAGCAAUGGCAAAACUGUAAAUGAUAUAUUAUAUUGGUUUUGUAUA